UUCGGUGGUGUGGCAGACAUUUAUACCGGUCGUUCUUGUUUCUUCCCUUUUUCUUCUUUUCUUCUCAUUCGGUUUUUGUUUGGAUGAAUAAGCCUAAGUUCAUGAAGCGCGGUGGGAAGAUGAGCGUUUCGACCCAGAUCUGCGACCUUCCAGUUUCUUGGACUGUCCGUGUCGGGUUGAAGUUGUUUUCGCUGUGGCUGGUUCCCUGUCUGUGUUUCCCCUACGACCAGAUUAGCCCGUUGGUGUACGACGAGCAGCUGCUGUGGGUGGGAGGCAGCGCGGGGGAGGUGAACACCUACAGGAUCCCCAUCCUCACCUUCACGCCUAAGGGCAGCCUGCUGGCCUUCGCCGAGGCCCGUAAGGGCUCCUCCAACGACGUCGGGGCCAAGUUCAUCGCUGUGCGGCGCUCCACGGACAGAGGCGCCACCUGGUCCCCCACCUCUUUCGUCGUGGACGACGGCUCCCUGGCGGACGGCCUGAACCUGGGUUCGGUGGUGGUGGACGAGGAGACGGGCUCUCUGCUCCUGCUCUACUCGCUGUGCUUCCACCAUUACCGCUGCAGCCCCUCCAGCACCAUGCUGGUGGAGAGCGUGGAUGACGGGCUCUCCUGGAGUAAACCGCGCAACCUCUCCGUUCAGCUGGGCGUCAAGAGCUUCGCCCCAGGGCCGGGCUACGGAGUUCAGAAGCGCUACCCCCCGGCAGCGGGCAGGCUGGUAGUCUGUGGCCACGGCACCCUGGAGGGGGACGGCGUGUUCUGCGUGCUGAGCGACGAUCACGGGAAGACCUGGCGAUACGGCGCGGCCCUGAAGAGCAUCCCGUACAACCAGCCCAAACAGGACCUGGACUUCAAUCCUGAUGAGUGUCAGCCAGUGGAAAUGGAGGACGGCAGCAUUGUGAUCAACGUGCGCAACAACAACAAGUACCACUGCCACUGCCGCAUGGUGGUGCGCAGCUCGGACGGGGGCGAAUCCCUGCCCUUGGAGAACUUGGUGUUCGACCAGACGCUGGUGGACCCGGCCGUGGCAGCGGGGGCCCUGCAGAAGGAGGGGGUGAUGUACUUCACCAACCCCGCAAACACGCAGCACAGGGUCAACCUGACGCUGCGCUGGUCUCUGAGCAACGGCUCGUCGUGGGAAAAGGAGGCCGUGCAGAUCUGGGCCGGGCCCAGCGGCUACUCCGCCAUGACUGCGCUGAAAGGACAGCACCCGGAGGACAAGAAGUACAUCUACGUCAUCUACGAAAAGGGCCACAAGAACUACGACGAGACCAUCUCCUUCGCGAAGAUCCACCUGUUUGGAGGAAUCUAGUUUGCGAGCAGCGCCGUUGAGGAGAAAAGAGGAGGCCGGGUGUCCGCGGUCCCAGCCGCGAGGAUGGGCGGGGUGUCCGUGUGGCCCCUCGUUGGGAUGAAAAUGACUUGAAAUCUAAGCAGCAGCUGCAGUGCUGCGUCAGGAUAUUUUGCCAGUAUUAAGAGCAAUAUUCUCUUAGUUGGGUUUCUGGCUGGUUAUUAGUACAAACUCGAACUUUUUCAGUGCGAGAUGGUGGAAGAAGCCUUGGAUUCCCAGCCAAAGUGAGGAGGUUGGAAUGGAGGAGAACUGGUGGGAGAAUACGGUUCUGUCCGUCACUCGGAUCACCCGACUCUAACCCAUUUGCUUGUAGCCGUCUAUUUUUGCAGUCCUCCAGCCUUUGUUCUCACUUCUGUUUUCGAGGACGUGUGCUGUACUUAUUCUUGAAGUUGGCAGUAGCAAAGCAUUUUUUUUUUUUUUUUUAUAAAUCGUAACUAAUUUCCUUUUUUUUUUUUUUGAAUCGAUGGCCAAACGCAGCCUUGGAUGUAUGUGAAAUACACACACGAUUUCGCUCUCCGUGUUGCAAAUUUACAAGGACAGGGAUGUGGCCGUGGCCUUUCGGGCUGCGGUGGUGUGGAGGGGGUAGCGGAAGCAGUUCACCUUUGAGCGUGGCGUCAUGCUGCUUGGCCGCGCAAAUCGGGGGGGUGGAGGAGCCGCGGUCCGUUGCCUUUCGGUUUCUUCUGGGUUCCUGUCUUGGGACCCGGUCCGUUUUCUCAGAUUCUUUUUAAUACAGCGAGGGUUUGUUAAAUGAAAUUGUUGGAGGCAUGCAUAAUUAUAGAUAACAAACAUACUGAACCCACAGUUGUUUCUCAGGAAAAGCAGAGCUCUGGAAUCGAGUUGGAAAGCUUCUUGCCCUCGCUCGUUGCAAACGGCAAGGGUGGUUACCGUUCUGCUGCCAUCUCCACUCAGGUUUACAGUCUACGUGACUGCGUGCGGACUUGCAAACUCUCACCUUUUUUGAGAGAUGUUUAGUAAACAGAACUUGCGCAUGUGUUCGCAUCAUGUGCCAAAACACCUGAUUCGCUGUCUGAUGCUGAGCACAUAAACACUGCUUUGUUUGUCAACACUCUGCUCUUACUUGGCCUUCUCUUUAUUGUAUGUUCCGAUUUGCAACAGGUCAUCGCUACCCAGUGCCGGGAGCCAGAAUGCUCCGGAAUGUGCCGGAGCCUGCCAGGCUGCUCUCCGCGAGCUGCUCUGUUCCCAUCCGAACGAGAGGUGUCAUAUUUCUGACACAUACAUUACAUUGAUUCAUUUAGCAGAAACUUUUCUCGAGCAACGUACAGCUGGGUAACCAAAAUGCAUUUUGGAAGCGGAGAGAAAUAUAUACACUGAUCAUCAAAAUUAUAAUGUACUUUUUGAGUAACCAACUGUUGGUCUUGCGUUUAAGAAUGGGACCCACUGUAUAUUAUAAAUAGCUGGCCAUGUGUGAAAUAAUUUUUAAAGACUGCCUUUUUUUUUUUCCCCCAUUAAGAUAUUUUGGGGUACAUGUAGCAAUAACAGCAAUAAUGUUUAUACAAGUUUUGUGCGAUUGUUUCCUCAAAGUAUGUGGUUUGAAUAAUUUGUGAAACAUUGUUCCCUUUACUGUAAAUGAUUGUUUUGAUGGACCAACUUGAUUUAUGAUUUUACAUUUGACUGCAUCUUCAUAGCCACAGACGAAGAAAAUAAAAUCUUGCAAAGCAGUUAUACAAAUUAUGGAAUCUGACUGUAGAUAUUUCAGAGUUUUACGUGAGCUUCUGCUCAUAAUGGUUCUGCAGGUUGAGCAAAGGGAAGGUGGAGGGGUUUAACUUUCAGUUGUUCCAGUUGACUGACAACUGAAGUACUAUACAUCCUAAAAUUCCAAUAAAAGUAACAUUUGGAAAUAUAUGCUCCGUGGUCACGGGGCCUCCCCUUACAGAAGAAUGGACAUUGAUAUACCCUAUUAUGAGCUGUUAAUUUCAUACUUUGCAAUAAUUAUUUUAGACUCCAUGUAAAUAAGAAGUUUAGA
Scleropages formosus (Asian bonytongue) is the source of this 3327-nucleotide messenger RNA. It is a transcript of the gene neu1, whose product is annotated as neuraminidase 1. Gene Ontology annotation, molecular function: exo-alpha-sialidase activity. The transcript has 6 exons. The record is from RefSeq and is a predicted model, not a curated record. Gene Ontology annotation, cellular component: cytoplasm; membrane; intracellular membrane-bounded organelle. NCBI's taxonomy places the organism in Eukaryota, Metazoa, Chordata, Actinopteri, Osteoglossiformes, Osteoglossidae. Gene Ontology annotation, biological process: oligosaccharide catabolic process; ganglioside catabolic process. The coding region runs from base 84 to 1307 and encodes 407 amino acids.